CAGCCCGACCCAACCUCAGGUUUUUCGGGUGGGGGAGGGGUUGCCUCUCGGCGAGUCACGGUGAUGGCGGCGACCAUCCUGUGGUGAGCUAGCGGAUUCUCUGCUCGUCCUUCGGAGUCCCUCGCGCUCCCUGCAGACCCAGUGGCUGGGGCCGGGCGCGUGAGGAAGCACGGCGGCCCGAGCUCGCGGGAAAGGCCGCAGUCGCGAGGGCAGCGGCGCGGCCCGGGGCCAGAGCUGGGGGAGAGCUCGCUCCGCUGGGCGAAUGUGACAAGCCCCCACCCCCACCGCCUUCCUCUCGAGUGCGCGAGGAGCGUGGCGACCCCGGGGCCCGGCCAGGCCACAGACCCCGCCCAGCGGCCAGCACCCGGAGCAGGCCCAGCAGCGGAGCAGCGCGGUGGCACCAUGCAGGUCACCCUGAAGACCCUCCAGCAGCAGACCUUCAAGAUCGAUAUCGACCCGGAGGAGACGGUGAAAGCACUGAAAGAGAAGAUUGAAUCUGAAAAGGGGAAAGAUGCCUUUCCAGUGGCAGGCCAAAAAUUAAUUUAUGCAGGCAAAAUCCUUAAUGAUGAUACUGCUCUCAAAGAAUAUAAAAUUGAUGAGAAAAACUUUGUGGUGGUUAUGGUGACUAAGCCAAAAGCAGUGACAGCACCAGCACCAGCUACAACUCAGCAAUCAAAUCCUGCCACUACUGCUACAGUUACUUCCUCUACAGCAGCAGCCGCAGCUCAGGCUCCAACCCCUGCCCCAGCUUUGGCUCCCACUUCCACACCUACACCCAUCACUCCAGCGUCACCAACAGCAUCUUCUGAACCUGCUCCUGCUAGUGCAACUAAACAGGAGAAACCUGCAGAAAAACCAGCAGAGAUACCAGUGGCUUCUAGCCCAACAUCAACUGACAGCACAUCAGGAGAUUCUUCUCGGUCAAACCUUUUUGAAGAUGCAACAAGUGCACUUGUGACAGGUCAGUCUUACGAGAAUAUGGUAACUGAGAUCAUGUCAAUGGGCUAUGAACGAGAGCAAGUAAUUGCAGCCCUGAGAGCCAGUUUCAACAACCCUGACAGAGCAGUGGAGUACCUUUUGAUGGGAAUCCCUGGAGAUAGAGAAAGUCAGGCUGUUGUGGACCCCCCUCAAGCAGCUAGUACUGGGGCUCCUCAGUCUUCAUCAGUGGCUGCAGCAGCAGCAACUACAACCGCAACAACUACAACAACAAGUUCUGGAGGACAUCCACUUGAAUUUUUACGAAAUCAGCCUCAAUUCCAACAGAUGAGACAAAUCAUUCAACAGAAUCCUUCCCUGCUUCCAGCAUUGCUACAACAGAUAGGUCGAGAGAAUCCUCAGUUACUUCAGCAAAUUAGCCAACACCAGGAGCAUUUUAUUCAGAUGUUAAAUGAACCAGUUCAAGAAGCUGGUGGUCAAGGAGGAGGGGGUGGAGGUGGCAGUGGAGGAAUUGCAGAAGCUGGAAGUGGUCAUAUGAACUACAUUCAAGUCACACCUCAGGAAAAAGAAGCUAUAGAAAGGUUAAAGGCAUUAGGAUUUCCUGAAGGACUUGUGAUACAAGCAUAUUUUGCUUGUGAGAAGAAUGAGAAUUUGGCUGCCAAUUUUCUUCUACAGCAGAACUUUGAUGAAGAUUGAAAGGGACUUUUUUUAUCUCACACUUCACACCAGUGCAUUACACUAACUUUGUUCACUGGAUUGUCUGGGAUGAUUUGGGCUCAUAUCCACAAUACUUGGUAUAAGGUAGUAGAUUGUUGGGGGUGGGGAGGGAGGGAUCUAGGACAUAGGGCAGAGAUAAAUACAGCGCAUGUCUGCUUAUUGGCAGAUGCUGCAGAUCCACACAGUGUGUAAAAUAUUAUACAACCAAAAAUCAGCUUUUGCAGGUCUUUAUUUCUUCUAUAAAAUAGUAAGUAACUUUUCCUAGGUUUCACUCUUUUUAGUGUACUAGAUCCAGAAAUUUAGUGUAAUGCCCUGCUUUAUAUUUCUUUGACUUAACAUUGGUUUCAGAAACAAUCUUUGCUACCUAGAAUCUACAGUCUCUAUUUCUUGGCAACACUGGAUAAUGGCUUUGUGAAAUUGGGAAAAUUUUUGGAGCAACUGUAAACAGAAAUGCCAAAUUAUUGAUGGUUAUUGUUGCUGCUUCAAAUAAGUAUGAAAUUAAUAUGUUAGGAAGCCCAUUCUUUCAUGUUGAAUACCUGGGGUGUGAGGGUGGGGAAGAAGGGGUACCUUUUCUUAAAAUGAAAAUAAUUACUGCUAUUUUAAAAUUCUUGAUCAUUGAAUGUGAUGAGACCCUUCUAACAUGAUUUGAGAAGCUGUACAAGUAUAGGCAGAGUUAUUUUCCUGUUUACAUUUUGUUUGUUUGUUUUUUGGGAAAAAAUUGGUAGGUGUCUAAUUACUGUUUACUUCAUUGUUAUAUUGCAGUAAAAAUUUUAAAACAACCAUUGCAUGUUUGCUUCUGAUGUAUCACUUUAUGAACUGAGCACUUUUGGGGCUAAUAGAGAAAUGCAGCAUUCUCUCUCUCUCUCUUCCCCUUCCUGCAGCAGAAACGUGUUUCACAUCAGUCAUGAGUUCAAACUGCUGCCUUCUUUAAAACCCACAAAAUGCUGCUUCAGUUCAAAAGUAAUGCAGAUGUUUCAAAACUGGGUUUCUGGUAUUUGUAAAUGUUUUUUGUUUUUUUUUUUUUUUUUUUUUAAUUAGAUAAGAAUGUAUGACCAUUGAAGUCAUUAGUAUUAUAUUUCUUUAAAAAAGAUAAGUGGACAGAACCAUAUCCAGUACCUUUUAUUGCAUUGAAAAAACUGGCAAAAUCUUCUGGAAUGGUUAGGAAGAUGCAGCUGGAAAAGUACUUCAGAAAAUAUACAAUCAAGAUAUCUCAUGGCAUAUUAAAAGAAAAAUCUUAAUAGCAGUGUUGACUUCUAUUUGGAUUUUUUUCAUCUCAGUUUUUCCUGUUGAAUCUCCUUCAUUGGCAUUGUUAUUUGAUCAUAAAGAAGGAACAGAUGUCUACUUCAAUUUUUCAAAUGUAUUUUGCCUGAAUAUAAGCAAACUAUUUAAAGAAAUAAUAUCGGGGUCCCCCCCACCAACUGAUACUGAGUAAGAAGAUGAAUUUGCACAGAUUUCUCCCUGCAUAAUCUCUUGCAAUAUCCUUAGCACAAUUUGGUGAUGAUUUUUAAGCUUUUAAGUCAUGCACUCGUAACCUGUCUCUUAUGAAAAAUAAAUGAAACCAUGAUUUCUCCCCACAUUGUUAUCAUGUAGUUUACUUUUCAUGUGUUUAUUUCAUAAAUAUGACAUGACAAGCCUUUGGACUUUGUAUUACCUGUAUGUUUUAUCAUGGAUCAUGCAUAAUAUCUCAGGAGAAUAAAAUGACGAUUCAUAAA
Choloepus didactylus (southern two-toed sloth) is the source of this 3365-nucleotide messenger RNA. RefSeq names its product RAD23 homolog B, nucleotide excision repair protein (gene RAD23B). Gene Ontology annotation, molecular function: polyubiquitin modification-dependent protein binding; ubiquitin binding; damaged DNA binding. The transcript is spliced from 10 exons. The record is from RefSeq and is a predicted model, not a curated record. Gene Ontology annotation, biological process: nucleotide-excision repair; proteasome-mediated ubiquitin-dependent protein catabolic process. NCBI's taxonomy places the organism in Eukaryota, Metazoa, Chordata, Mammalia, Pilosa, Megalonychidae. The coding region runs from base 403 to 1632 and encodes 409 amino acids. Gene Ontology annotation, cellular component: nucleoplasm; cytosol.